AUGGCGGCUUUUCUACCGUUUGGAUGGCCCACAAUCUUCAAACCCAGUCGGAUGUCGCCCUCAAAGAUCAUGUCUUCGGGUGAUUAUGGCAAGCAUGAAUAUCACAUGCAGGAGGUAAUUCUUCAAGAUGUCCAAGAUACCUCUCACCUUGUUACAUAUCUGGGAACUUUUCUUCUUCAUGGGGAUGGCUGUAACCACCGAGUGCUGGUAUUUCCCUUGCGCGGUCCUGCUGUCAAUUGGGAUGUGCCAACAAGGCCAUUGCCAGCUCAUAUGUCUGCUGCUCGACAGCUCUUGGAGGCGCUAGCAAACCUCCACAAGAGUGGAAUCGUGCACCGUGGAGAACUUAUUAAACCCAUUCAGGUUCCUGAGGAUUUGCGCACAAAUAUGUUCUAUCUUGGUGAUUUUGGUCAAGCAGCGAAGAUUGGUUCUUCAGCAAUUCCGGCUGGCGAACCACCUAUCCAGUAUUGCUCGCCUGAUCGGCUUCAUAAGAAAGGCUCAACUCCCGCCUGUGAUAUGUGGAGCUACAUGUGUAUUUUCGCCCAGCUCUAUAUUGGCUGGGUUCCCUUCAAUAUUUAUCAGCGUGGGAUAAUCGCCAGCAUCAUCAGAAUCGCGGGCCCACUACCUGAGCAAUGGAAGGGCCAUUAUGUUGAUCCUCACGACAGCCGUGAUGAAUGGUAUUAUCAAAAUCAGCCUUUUAAUCCCGAAGCCGUACUGAAUCAGUACCUUCGCAAGGAUAUUGACCCAGUUGAGCGGCGACUCGUGAUAUCAGUGAUGUCUAGAGGGUUUUGUGCCGGUCCCGAGAAACGUCUGACGGCAGCACAACUUUUACAAGACCCUUCAUUUAAAGCUAUCAUGGAUAUAUAUUGCCCUUGA
Uncinocarpus reesii 1704 is the source of this 873-nucleotide messenger RNA. RefSeq lists its product as uncharacterized. The record is from RefSeq and is a predicted model, not a curated record. The transcript has 2 exons. The coding region runs from base 1 to 873 and encodes 290 amino acids. Gene Ontology annotation, cellular component: cytoplasm; nucleus. Gene Ontology annotation, molecular function: protein serine/threonine kinase activity; ATP binding. Gene Ontology annotation, biological process: intracellular signal transduction; protein phosphorylation. Lineage: Eukaryota; Fungi; Ascomycota; Eurotiomycetes; Onygenales; Onygenaceae.